UUUAAAUUUGAAGAGGGAAUUUAGAAUGUUAAGUGCCAGUAAUAGUGUGGGAUCGGUGUAAAAGUAAACAACUUGUAUAAGUUUCUAUUAAAAAUAAAACAAACAUCAGUUGUGACAUAUAAAUACAAAAUAUUAUUUCAAAACUUAAUUACCUAAAUAAUCGUUCUUAAAAGCAGUCGACCCAACAAUGUUCCAAGUUCAAUGUAUUCAAUUGUCACAUUAUCACUAGAACUGAUAGUAAAAUAACAUAAUACAUAAUUUAUAUUGACGGCCCAGGUCAUGAAACAGUAACGGGCGGCGAGGGGUGGGCAUUAACUGAAGAGCGAAGUCAAGCUUAGUAGCGAGGCAACCUCCGCGAUAGACGGUCGUGCGUCAGACGAUCUUUUUGUCUCAAAAUUACGCGACGAAAAUAUUAAAAAUUGUUCUUGUGAUGACAGUAUUUGUGACUUAAAUAAAAUGUGAUGUACCUUUCUCUUAAACUUUGUGAGGAUGUUUGUCUUGGCAGUUCUCAGCUUACUUAUACAAGAAUCGUUACCGCUCCGGAUGGUGCGCGUGUCGGUGCCGGCGUACCGCGUGCGCGGGCAGCCGGCGCAGCUGGACUGCGACUACGACCUGGGCGACGAUGCGCUUUACUCCGUCAAGUGGUACCGCGACAAUGAGGAGUUCUACCGCUACAUGCCCAAGUUCGACCCGCCCAAGCACGCCUAUAAGAUAGAGGGGAUCAAAGUAGAUGUAGCUAAGUCAGAUGACCGCAAAGUGAUUUUGCAUCAAGUGAUGCUGAAGACCUCGGGGCUGUACCGGUGCGAGGUGUCUGCAGAAGCACCAAGCUUCUCCUCAGCGGCCGGAGAGGGAAGAUUAGAAGUUAUUUAUUUACCAAGGGAAGGCCCUAGAAUAACGGGGAAUGAACAUGAGAACCGAAGAGGAGAUUCAUUAGUUCUUACUUGCACGUCGGGUAGGUCAUACCCAGCAGCCGUGCUCAGUUGGGACAUCGAUGGGGAAAAGGUGACAGACCCAGAUCUCCUAGUGGAGUAUCCCCCGACGCUGCAUGCUCACGGGCUGAUGUCGUCGGCGCUGGGUCUGCGGGUGCCGGUGGGGAGAACUAUGCAGGUGCGGUGCACGGCGCGGGUCGCGCCCGCCUGGAGGGAAGGCAGCGAGGCUGUUGUUGGGAACAGCCAGCUGGCGGAUAGCAAGGAGGCCAUGUUGCUCGUGAAGAGCGCAAGCGACGUAUCGUCAUCGAGCAUAAUCCUGUUAACACUAGCCCUGGGCCUGCUCAUCGCCCUGACCACGGCACAGUCUGGGACGUGAUAAAUUAUCUCCGGUCUGAUAUUAACAAACGUAAUUUAGAUGUAACGCUCCGUUUAGGAUGUGAAAUUGAUGUAAGAAAUUGACGUCAUAAUGUAUACUGCUGUCGUAAGCCAAAAAAAGGCCGAUGUAUGUAGACUUAAGCCGGAUCCAGAAUUCCAGACGGGUGUAACGUGUAAUAUAAGAUUAUGUGUAAUAUAGCGUCAACGUGUGGACGGCACUGCGAGCGCCUUUAUGUUCACGCCUAAAUAUCGACAGCCGAUGGAUCGAGCACAAGCGUUACAUGUAAUGCUCGUAGUGCCAUCCUUACGCAGAGUUCCUGUUGGAUUACACGUUACGAGUACAUGCGUCUGGACCCAGCUUUACGUAUUUUUCGUUUAACAGUUACAGUAUUUAUUAUGUAAAAGAUGAGAAUACGCUAAAUAUGCCGCAAUUUCCAAAAUAGAGCCGUUCCCGUGAAGGUGUUACUAUUGUAAUCAUCUAACCAGUUCAUCUUAAAUUUACAGCACUUCCAAGAGAUCAAUUGAUAGAUAGUUUUCCCAUAACUAUUAUAGAUCUCUUUCAAAGUAAUAAUUGGAUUAUUACUAAGCAUUAUAUUAUUCGCGAAUUGUGUAUUUGAUGACGUACGUUUCUUGCAACGAUUUUUCAGUCAAUUAAACAAGAAAACCUAUAAGUACACAUUUAUGGUCCGCGGGAAUUUACUAGAAGCCUUGGAAUAACGAACUUUAAAUUAAAUUAAAUAGGACAUACAGGGUGAAAUUUUGACCACCGGCCAUACUCUGCGUAGUGACUUUAUUAGGUCAAAAUGUACAACUUUUAUUAUAUGACCAAUGCCGAAAACGCGAAAAAAAAUUGGCUGUCCCAUACAAAUCAGCGGCAUCACAUCAUACGGAAUUGUUUCAUACACAAUUUA
This is a messenger RNA of Cydia pomonella (codling moth), 2215 nucleotides long. RefSeq lists its product as uncharacterized. The transcript has 6 exons. The coding region runs from base 490 to 1305 and encodes 271 amino acids. The record is from RefSeq and is a predicted model, not a curated record. NCBI's taxonomy places the organism in Eukaryota, Metazoa, Arthropoda, Insecta, Lepidoptera, Tortricidae.